AUGAAUUCAAAAUACAUGCAGAAUACAGUGUACUUGUUUAUGUACAUCUUUUUUUCCAACUUUUUUUUUUCCCAAAGGUGUUCAAGCAAUACAGAGGGAGAAAAUCUAACACAGGUCUCCGAAUUCCAUCUCUUAGGCUUCUCAGAGGAUCCAGACUUGCAGCCUACUCUCCUUGGAAUGUUCCUGUCCAUGUACCUGGUCACAGUGCUUGGGAAUCUGCCCAUCAUACUGGCUGUCAGCUCUGACUCCCACCUCCACAUCCCCAUGUACUUCUUUCUCUCCAACCUGUCCUUGGCUGACAUUGGUUUCACUUCCACCACGGUCCCAAAGUUGAUUGUGGACAUCCUAACUCACACUAGGGUCAUCUCCUAUGUGGGCUGCCUGACACAGAUGUCUUUUAUUGCAAUAUUUGGAUGUAUGGAUGACAUGCUUCUGACUGUGAUGGCCUAUGACCAGUUUGUGGCCAUUUGUCACCCCCUGUUGUAUCCAGUCAUUAUGAAUCCUCACCAUUGUGGCUUCUUAGUUGUGCUUUCAUUUUUGUUUAGCCUCUUGGACUCUCAGCUCCACAAUUUAAUUGUCUUACAAUUUACCUACUUCAAGGAUGAGGUCAUUUCCAAUUUCUUCUGUAACCCUGCUCAACUCCUUAAUCUUGACUGUUCUGACAAUUUUUCCAGUAACAUUUUAAAGUAUAUUACUGGUAUGUUAUUUGGAUUUUUUCCCAUGUCAGGGAUAUUUUUAUCUUACUGUAAAAUUGUUUAUUCCAUUCUGAGAAUCCCAUCACCAGGAGGGAAGUUUAAACCCUUCUCCACCUGUGGGUCUCACCUGUCAGUUGUUUUCUUAUUUUAUGGAAUAAGCAUUGGUGUGUACUUUGGUUCAGCUGUAUCACAAUCUCCCACAAAUUAUUUGGUGGCCUCAGUUAUUUACACCUUGGUCACCCCAAUGCUAAAUCCAUUUAUCUACAGCCUGAGGAACAGGGACAUUAAAAGAAGCUUGAGCAGGCUCCACAGUAGAAAAUUCUAA
Heterocephalus glaber (naked mole-rat) is the source of this 1020-nucleotide messenger RNA. NCBI's taxonomy places the organism in Eukaryota, Metazoa, Chordata, Mammalia, Rodentia, Bathyergidae. The record is from RefSeq and is a predicted model, not a curated record.